Parasteatoda tepidariorum (common house spider) is the source of this 1291-nucleotide messenger RNA. Lineage: Eukaryota; Metazoa; Arthropoda; Arachnida; Araneae; Theridiidae. The record is from RefSeq and is a predicted model, not a curated record.
AUGAUUCAACUAACAUCUAAUGAUUGCAGGGCACUAAUUGGAGCAUCUGUAAUUAAUUUCUUGAUAGCUGGUAGUGCCAGACUUUCAACAAUAUUAUUUGUCGAAUCAUUAACUCGUUACAAUGCAAGUAGGAAAGAAACCUCCUUAGUUUAUGUUUUGCCUUAUCUGUUGAGAACUCUUUCAGGUCCUCUGAUUGGAUACUUUGAUCAAAUAUUCGGAUUAAGAAAGCUCAUUAUCGCGGGAUGUCUGGUGUCAACGCUAAGUAUAGGGUUUUGCUUUUUCGCCGAAGAUAUUUUUACAGUCACAAUUUUGUGGGGUGGACUAUUUGGUUUCGGUUACGGAUUAUCACACCAAACUAUUCCACCUUAUCUCAACCAACAUUUUUUUGAAAAUAAAAGCACAGCAAAUGGUCUGGCAUUGACGUUUGCAAGUCUGGGUGCGACUUUAUUACCUCCGGUAAUGCAGGUUUGCAUAAACUUGUACGGAUUGUCUGGAUGCUUCUUAAUUCUCUCUGCUAUGGUAGUCCACACGAUUCCAGCUAAAAGAAAUAUAAGAAAUUUUCCUGGGAAUAAGAUUUUUGUUGUUUUUAUCGACCCAGUAUUUAUCAUAAUGCUUAUUAUCAAUGGCUGUUUUAUAUUUAUUAUUAUAACAAUAUGGACUAUAAUUCUUGAUUACAGCUUGGAUAAAAAUUUAGAUGAGAACAUAAAAAUGCACGUAGUUACACUUAUAUCAGUGUCUGACUUAAUUAGUCGUUUCUCUUCUGGAUUUAUCAUUGAUGCAAAAUACAUGGAACUCACCAAACUGACAUUCAUUAGUUUCUUCAGUACGGGUCUAUUGCUUAUAGUUUUUGUGUUUGUGUAUAAUCCUUUGUUUCUGAUGAUAUGCGAGUUCGCAAUAUUUUUCAUAUUGGGAUCAACGCUGCUUUUAACUAUUGCACUGGUUCCAGAAUUUAUAGAAGAGGAUAAAAGGACUAUGGCUCUAACUAGUGGAAAUCUACUGAGUAUUCCACUUAUUUUAGCAACUCCAUCUAUAAUAGGUUACUUCAGAGGAACUCAUGGUUCAUAUGACGGUGUAUUCUAUAUAUUGGGCAUAACAUCUAUUUUCUGUGCUUUUUCAGCGUGUUUCCUUCCUUAUCUAGCGAAGAAGAAAACGAGAACUCCUGAUCUUGAAUGUGCUACAUAGUGCCCGAACUAUAAAUAAACAAUGAAAGGAAAAAGAAAAAACAGACCGUCUGGAUUGUAUUACGUGAUGCCCGAUCUAUAAACAGACAAUAAAAAAUAAAGACUGACAA